Trematosphaeria pertusa is the source of this 1937-nucleotide messenger RNA. RefSeq lists its product as uncharacterized. Lineage: Eukaryota; Fungi; Ascomycota; Dothideomycetes; Pleosporales; Trematosphaeriaceae. The transcript has 2 exons. Bases 147 to 1634 code for a protein of 495 amino acids. The record is from RefSeq and is a predicted model, not a curated record.
UCGACGUCUGCGACGUCGUCAUCUCUUCAUAUUACGCCCCUGACUUUACUCUUUCUUCUCUUCUUCUUCCACUCCCUCCUCGUCGCAGCCGCUUCUCUCAACAAUCCGGCUGACGUAGCCAGUUCGUUGCGCUACCGCCGCGAAGCAUGCAAGGCGCUCAACAAUUGUCCGCCUUCUCUGCAGCAGAGGGCUCUGGACAACGUGCCAUGGAAGGGACCACAAGUGUCUCAGAGGAAGAAGAGAAGGGCAAAGCGAUCAUGAAGAUGCCUCUGCGGACCACUAGCCUUGCACGUCUUCCCCCUCCGCCAUCUUCUCCACCGCCUAAAGCGGACAAAGGGGCCAGAAAGCGCGCUUCUUCCUCCUCCUCCGUCGGACCCUUUCUGCACCCGCUUCCCACCAUCGAAACCAUCAUGACCUACCCCUCCCUCUCCCGCCCGACUUACGACAGCAUCAUCAGAGGAGACCCACCAGCAGAGUCAUACAACACUGUCACACAUACGCCGAAGCCAGCGCGCCCCAGCAAAGCGCCUAUUCCCCGCUCGGACCGCCUCGCCAGCAUCCGCGCUCUAGAUCUGAUACUCCAACGGGCCGACGAAAGCUGGGAUGAGCGCAGCAACAAGCGCUCCAGGUCGGACACAGGGUCAUCGAGUGCGAGUUCAGCGACGGCAUACUCCGCCGGCUCGAGCGACACGGAGUAUGGGGAAGAAGAAGAUGCGGGCAAGAGCCUUCUUUCGUGUCUGGAGCCGCCCAGCCCCACGCUGAGCGUCUCGUCCACGUCGAAAGCAACUGUUGCUUCCUCCCCGCCUGCGUCCGUCCCAUCGUCGCCGUUCCCCCCGGCGUCCCCUGCGCCCCCGGACGAGUCGACCACUGUGCCCUCGCGCGCCUCGUCGGCGGCUUCGUUCCGCACGUCACUUUCGACCCUCUCCUCGCUCUACGAAUCCUACUCCGAUAACAACACUUCCGGGACUUCUUCGUCUGCGCGCUCCUCAGCGCCUAGCUUCGCGAGCUCCGCCUAUCCCUCUCCCGCCCUUAGUCCAGAGGCCUCGCGAAGGAGCAGUCCCAGUUCCAGCGAGGAGUGGAUCUAUCCAAGUCCGCCUGCCUCGCCGCGUCCUUCAGCGGUGCAUGCGCAGGCCGAGCCUACUGCGCAAAAGCACCACGUGCGAGGGCAGACCGGGGAGAGGAGUGCUGUGACGUUUCCCCCGCCACCUGCCCCUUCCACAGUCUCCCUGCCUUCUCUGCCCUCCCUUCCGCUCUCGUCUCCGCCGCCGACGCUCACGCGGCUCCGCGCUUCGACACUGCCCAGUCUGACGAUCUCUCCUCCAGCCCCUGCUGCGCAAGCCCAGCUCCAGCCCCAGCCGAGCAACAUGUCUCCUCUCGGCGGCGGCAUGCUGUUCGAAGACUUCCCCGGAGGAGACGCUAUGGAGUGGAGUAUGAACGGCGGGGACGUAGUAUUUGGCGCUGCGGGCGUGGCGCUGAGUCCGCGCUUGAUUAGGGAAGGGGAGGGAGGAGGCGGGGGGAGGUGUUGCUGUGAGUGUAAGGGGUUGGGGUUGUAUGUUAUUGAGGAGGAAGAGGAUGGUGAGGGUGAGGCAGAGGCGGAAGAGGUAGAAGAGGGCGUGGAGGGAGGGCAGGAGUAGGAGGGGAAGUCGAGAUUGAGUGAUGAAGGGAGGGAGGUGGAAGGGGUAAGGGAAUAGGGAUAGAUGGGGGGGUUUUUUUUUUGGCUGUAACGGCGUGCUUGGUUGUGUUCACCGUCUCGUCUUGUCGUAUCCUUCGUGUCGGUGUAUUUUUCUCCCUUGCUUAAUUGAGAAAUCGUGUAAAUGUUUACUGGCUUCUUACACUAACUCGCUCGCAUUUGCAACGUGUCCGUGACGUUGCGUAGCUCAUCAGAACUACUCCUGGGAGACGUUCCUGACCUCCGAAACCGCACCGAUUGGCUAGCU